CAGAAAGCUCCUGCACACAUAGCUGAUACGCCACCUACUGCAAAGCUGAGCUGACAGCGCAGGCGAUGCUGCCAGCGUUUCCAUUCCCUCGCCAGGCUGGGACUGAAUAAAGGCGUGUUUGUGUGGCAGUAUUCCUUUUUAAAAAAUCUCCAAGCCAAGAAGAACAAGCUGAAAUAGCAUCUUCAAAAAUGGAGCGUAAAAUAAACAGAAGAGAAAAAGAAAAGGAGUGCGAGGGGAAAUAUAACAGCCUGGAGGAUGCUGACCAAGGAAAGAACUGCAAAUCCACACUGAUGACCCUCAACGUUGGUGGAUAUCUAUACAUUACUCAAAAACAAACACUGACUAAGUACCCGGACACCUUCCUUGAAGGGAUAGUCAACGGAAAAAUCCUCUGCCCGUUCGACGCUGAUGGUCACUACUUCAUAGACAGGGAUGGGCUCCUCUUCAGGCACGUCCUAAACUUCCUACGAAAUGGAGAACUUCUAUUGCCCGAAGGGUUUCGAGAAAAUCAACUUCUUGCACAAGAGGCAGAAUUCUUUCAGCUCAAGGGAUUGGCUGAAGAAGUGAAAUCCAGGUGGGAGAAAGAACAGUUAACACCCCGGGAGACCACUUUCUUAGAAAUAACAGAUAACCAUGAUCGCUCGCAGGGACUGAGAAUCUUCUGCAAUGCUCCUGAUUUCAUAUCCAAAAUAAAAUCUCGCAUCGUGCUGGUGUCCAAAAGUAGGCUGGAUGGGUUUCCGGAGGAGUUUUCCAUAUCAUCAAACAUCAUUCAGUUCAAAUACUUCAUCAAGUCUGAAAAUGGCACUCGACUAGUACUAAAGGAAGACAACACCUUUGUCUGCACCUUGGAAACUCUAAAGUUUGAAGCUAUAAUGAUGGCUUUAAAGUGUGGUUUUAGAUUGCUGACCAGCCUGGAUUGUUCCAAAGGGUCAAUUGUUCACAGCGAUGCACUUCAUUUUAUCAAGUAAUUACCUGUGUCUUGGACAAAAGCAACAAGCAUGCAGCCAGCAAGCUUUGGAAAACCACAGCAUCCAAGGAAUCCCAAAUAACGUGUCCAGCUAGCUCUGAACUACAGAGCCCUGCUGCUAAUCAAUUACUGUGAGCUAACGGUAUGUAAAUCUUAUCGCUAAAGAUGUCCUUCUCCCGGGGGUAUUCCUGCUGUUCAGACUGGUUCACCUACACUGAAAACAGUAACCAAACACUGUAAAUAAAGAUGGAAUGCCUUUGCUAUUCGUUUGUUUUUCCUUAAGCUGUCUUUUAAUUAGAAUGUGUUGGGGACUUGCACAAAAUAAGCAUGUACAUGAUCUAUUGUUGAUUUAAGUAAAUGGUAAUAAAGUAUUUUCAGGGGCCAUAUGAUUUAAAAUCUUUUCUACUAAUCAGAAAAACCUACAGACAAAUUGAACUUGGUAAAAUUAACCGCUGAGGGCUAAAGAGAUGUGCAGAUCUAUCUAAAACAAACCUAUUUAUACUUAAGCACAAUGUACAUUGUAACAAAGUAAUGGGGCUACUGGUUUGAUUUUUAUUAGCAGGCACUAAGAGCCUAUUCAGAGUUUCUGUAUUUCAGACGAGGAUAUAGGCUGAAAUGGUAUUCUGCUAAAAAUUCCUAGAGAACUGCUUGAUGACAA
This is a messenger RNA of Ochotona curzoniae (black-lipped pika), 1625 nucleotides long. It is a transcript of the gene KCTD4, whose product is annotated as potassium channel tetramerization domain containing 4. Gene Ontology annotation, biological process: protein homooligomerization. The coding region runs from base 189 to 968 and encodes 259 amino acids. Gene Ontology annotation, molecular function: protein binding. Lineage: Eukaryota; Metazoa; Chordata; Mammalia; Lagomorpha; Ochotonidae. The record is from RefSeq and is a predicted model, not a curated record. The transcript has a single exon.